AUGGCCCAAUCAAUCCUCAAGAAACAACCCCCCAGCGCCAGAAUCGAGAUCGAAGAAAUCGACGAAUCGAAACAUGUCGUCGCUACAUACCUAGCAUUCCCGGCGGGGGGGAAGAGGGGGAGUAGUAGUAGGAUAGAUGUCGUGGAUUCUUUGCAGGCUUUUAGUAGUUCGAUUGCGGGGAUGUUGUCUAGUAGGGCGGUGCUUGAAGGAAUCGGCGUCGGUGACUCAGGGGCAUCGCCAACAGCUGCGCUGCUCCUUUCCGUCCUCCAGGAGAGCAUGGGACGGAUUGCCACCAUCCUUUUCGCACACAGGCUCGGAACAUCACUCGAGCCUGAGUGUAAAAUGUACCGCCUAGCAGCUGAUAUAUUCAACGACUCUGCCAUGAUCCUCGAUUGUUUAUCACCAGCACUACCGAAGCCCUCGCGGGUUGUUCUCUUAAGUUGUUCCAGUGUCCUGCGGAGUCUAUGUGGUGUUGCGGCUGGUAGUUCUAAAGCCUCACUAAGUGCUCAUUUUGCAACACAGGGAAAUCUUGGGGAGUUAAAUGCCAAAGAUUCUAGUCAGGAGACUAUCAUCUCUCUCAUGGGGAUGCUAGUUGGUAGUCUCGUGGUAUCUCAUAUCUCGUCCAAAUGGGCAACCUGGAGCGCGAUGAUUGCGCUUCUGGCGGUUCAUCUAGGGACGAAUUACCUGGCCGUCCGAGCAGUCAGCAUGCGCACGCUCAACCGACAACGUGCUAAUCUCGUGUUCUCAAACUGUUUCGAACAGAUUGAUAAAGAGCUACAACCGAAGAAUAUAGCUGAUCAGGUAGCUCCCAUUCGCAUCCCCACACCAGAAGAAAUAUCUAUCGGGGAGCGAGUUUUCGAAAGAGAUGGCGUUCUGCGAUGGCAAGGAGGAAAGGCUCUUGGCUUUUGCAGAAUUGGAGUCGAUCUCCAAACGAUCCUUAACCUCUUCGGAGAACCCAAUCAGGCCAGCGGAAGCUAUACCAGCACUCAAUUGGCUGAAUUCGAAAAACUCCUCGAACUGUAUAAGGACGAUGAGUACAUCAUGUGGUUCGAUGUGCCACGCAAAACUUUUAUGGUUGUCCUAAGGGACACUGCUACGGUGACUACGCAGCUCAGCGCCUGGAUGCAUGCUUUGUCCCAUGCACAGUAUAGAGGCGUUCCUCGCACGCAGGAUGAUAAGGCUCUAAUGGAGGAUCUUCGCCGCUCGAAGCAACAUGUUUCGAGGGCGUGUGGUAGCUACGGUAUAUUUGAACAGCUUCAGAAGGCUGGGUGGGAUAUUGAAACUGGUGCUAUGGAGACGGUGUCCGGGACGAGGAUUAAAGUGAAGGAGAGCAAUUCUUCAGCUAGUGCCAAAGAUCAGUGA
Venustampulla echinocandica is the source of this 1362-nucleotide messenger RNA. RefSeq lists its product as uncharacterized. Bases 1 to 1362 code for a protein of 453 amino acids. The transcript is spliced from 4 exons. NCBI's taxonomy places the organism in Eukaryota, Fungi, Ascomycota, Leotiomycetes, Helotiales, Pleuroascaceae. The record is from RefSeq and is a predicted model, not a curated record.